CCUCUCCUUGUUUUGUUGGUCGAAAUCAGAUUUUUGAUCACUUUGGGCGUGCUCUUGGUCGUAGACUCUGCGACAUUCUGUGCAGAGUGCUCCAGCAAAAGCCAUCAGAAUGGUUAUUCCUCCCCCUGUUAGGCCUCCAAGAAUUAUAAACUAUCUAAAGCCUUAUGUCCUGAAGAUGCACUUUACAAACAAGUAUGUGAGUGCCCAAGUGAUACACGCACCAACUGCUACUGUUGCUUCUUCUGCAAGCUCACAAGAGAAGACAUUGAGGUCAAGCAUGGAAUCUACUCGCGAUGUGUCUGCUGCUGGAAAGAUCGGAAAAAUAUUGGGGGAGCGUCUGCUGCUCAAAGACAUCCCAGCUGUUGCUGUUCACUUGAAGAGAGAACAGAGGUAUCAUGGUAAGGUCAAAGCUGUCAUUGAUUCUUUGAGGGAAGUUGGUGUCAAAUUGCUUUAAAUUUUCUUUUGCUUCGUAAAGUGAAAUGUAUUGAAGAUUUUUUUUCUAAGUGUGUAGUUUCUAGAUAUUCGAGAGGAGUAUUUUGGGGAAGAUCUAAGGAAAAUGGGUGUUGGGGUUUGUGUUUUGAUACUGUUCAAUGCGAUCAUGAUUGCGACUGGUUUCCUGGAAAUUGGGAUUGAAAAUCAACUGUGUCAUUUGUCUUUGCACGUUUUUUGAUGAAUGCUACUUUGUUGACGAAGCAAGCA
Molecule: messenger RNA, 699 nt
Organism: Juglans regia (Persian walnut)
Lineage: Eukaryota; Viridiplantae; Streptophyta; Magnoliopsida; Fagales; Juglandaceae
Product: 50S ribosomal protein L18-like
Exons: 2
Coding region: 110-454 (114 amino acids)
Biological process (GO): translation
Cellular component (GO): ribosome
Molecular function (GO): 5S rRNA binding; structural constituent of ribosome
Source: RefSeq, a predicted model, not a curated record